This is a messenger RNA of Athalia rosae (coleseed sawfly), 3841 nucleotides long. RefSeq names its product protein IWS1 homolog. The record is from RefSeq and is a predicted model, not a curated record. Gene Ontology annotation, biological process: poly(A)+ mRNA export from nucleus. Bases 176 to 3229 code for a protein of 1017 amino acids. The transcript is spliced from 8 exons. Gene Ontology annotation, cellular component: nucleus. Lineage: Eukaryota; Metazoa; Arthropoda; Insecta; Hymenoptera; Athaliidae.
UGUUUUUUAGCUGCACUAGUGUUGGAUGGCCGAAGUAUAGCGUGUAACUAUGUCUGAAUUUACUUGACUUUUCAAAACCGUAGCUAUCCUGUGGUGGUAGUAUCAAAAAUUACACGCGUAGUUGUGAGUCAUUAGAGAGUAAAAACAAUUAUUGAUAAUUCGAAGCACCUCCACUAUGGAUUACGAGGAGGGAAAAAGUGGCUCCGAUGAUGAACUGAAUAGAUUCGCGUCAUACUCACAAACAUCCAGAUCCCUGUCCAGAUCUCGCUCUCCAUCAAGAUCCGCAUCGCGUCAAUCGCAAACGUCUGAUAGGUCUGCUAGCCCCAAUAGAUCAAUCAGGAGUAGAUCCAGAUCCAAAUCCAGCAGCCGGAAAAGUUCUCCUAACAAGUCUAAUCAGGCUUCACCUACACGUUCACAGUCAGCAUCAUCUGUUCCGGCACAGUCAACAGCCAGUUCCAGGAAAUCUAGGUCUCGCUCUAGAUCACAAACACCAUUUUGUGAUGGAUCGAUAUCUCCUGCAUCUCCCAAGGCAGAUCUGCGUAGUCAGUCUCGAUCUCGGUCACCAUCUGCUUCAAGAAAAAGUGUUUCUCGCUCACGGUCCAGAAGCAUGUCAGUGGAAGCUGUGGUUGAGAAUGAUAAAUCUGAAGUUGACCUGAAAACUGGUUUCCAAUCACCGACUGAUUCUAGAAUAAGUUCGCAGUCACCAUCUGGUUCAAGAAAAGGUUCAAGAUCAUCGGUUGGAUCUAGGAGAGAUUCCAGAUCCCGUUCUGGGUCCAGAAGAGGUUCUAGAUCACCUUCGGGCUCUAGGAAGGGUUCCAGAUCUCGCUCAGUCUCAAGAAAAGGGUCCAGAUCUCGUUCGGGCUCAAGGAAAGGGUCCAGAUCCCCUUCAGUUUCUAGACUAGGGUCGAGAUCUUUUUCAGGUUCCAGAAAAGGGUCAACCUCUCCAUCUGGUUCCAGAAGAGGUUCCAGGUCUCCAUCUGGUUCGAGGAGAGGAUCGAGGUCUCCAUCCGGUUCGAGAAGAGACUCGCCAAUACUUUCAACAAAAUCACGAUCUAGAUCCAAAUCAGCUUCUCCAAAAAUUUAUUCACCUAGAACUACCGCAAGAUCUCGUUCAAAGUCUGAAUCCAGUAAGGGUUCUAGAAGCAGGUCGAGAUCGGGAAACAACAAAGGAGUUUCACGAUCAAGAUCAAGAUCAAGAUCCAAGUCACCAUUAGAAUCAAGAAGAGGUUCUCGGUCACCAUCUCAAUCUAGAAAAGGCUCCCCUAUAGCUAUUAGACAAUCACGAUCUCGCUCCAAGUCUGGAUCGAGAAAAUCUGUUUCACCCUCUGGGUCAAGGAAGGGUUCUGUUUCCGGUUCAAGGAGAGGCUCUCACUCUCGAUCACGAUCACUCUCUGUUGAUAGAAAAGCUGCCUCACGUUCAAAGUCGAGAUCUAUUUCUGGAUCCAGAAAAGCUUCAGUAUCGCCCGCGGGUUCACGAAAGCGAUCUCCACCAAGUUUGACCAGAGACUUAUCAUUAUCAAAUAAAAAAGCAGCUUCUCGCUCAAGAUCAAGGUCUCCUUCUGGCUCUAGGAAAGCUUCCCAAUCUCCCGCUGUAUCUGAGAAGGGUUCUUUUCGUUCAAGAUCUGGAUCCAGAAAAGGAUCUCGUUCCAGAUCACCUUCUGGAUCAAGAAAAUCGGCCUCUAGGUCUAGAUCAAACUCACCAAAGUCUGUUGGGUCACCAGUUCCUUCUCGUAAAGGUUCUCGCUCAAGAUCAAGAAGUGGUUCAGAUAGAGCAGCAUCUAGAUCCAGGUCAGGGUCCAGGAAAUCAGGAUCCAGAUCACGUUCGGGAUCUAGAAAAUCGAGGUCCAGAUCACGUUCAGGCUCUAGAAGGUCAGACUCAAGGUCAGCAUCAGGAUCAAGAAAAUCAGUAUCAAGAUCAAGAUCUCGGUCAGGAUCAAGAACAUCACGUUCACGAUUAAGAUCGAGAUCAGGCUCGAGAGCAGGAUCAAACUCGAGAUCACGGUCUAGAUCAAAAUCCAGAAGGUCUAGAAGCCGUAGUCGAGAUUCUGAGGGUGCUGUCAAAAAUCGAAAUAGAUUACUAUCGGACUCAGAAGAUGAAGAUAGUGAGGUCAAGACUAAGAAAAGAACUAAACAUCAGUUAUCAGAUUCUGAAAAUGAGGAAGAGGAUGGUCUUUCUAAGAAGAAGGCUAAGGGUUCAGAUGAUGAGGCAGAACCUCUGGAGAAAGCUGAAGACCAAGAAGGCGCAGAGGGAAAAUCGAAUGAAGAAGAGACGCCAGCAUCUCAGGAUCCUGAAGAAAAUGAGGAUUCUGAUGAAGGUGUUCGUCCCGGUGGUGGAGAAUACAUAGACGACUCAAUGUCAGAUUUCGACCGAAUGCUGGCGCGUAAAAAAGAGGAACAAACUCGGCGUCGUAAGCGGAAAGACAUUACAAUAAUUAAUGACAAUGACGAUAUCAUCGCUCAGCUAUUAACAGACAUGAAAAAUGCAUCUGAAGAGGACAGGAGGUUUAAUCAGCAGAAUAAACCUGCAACCAACAAAAUUGCAAUGUUACCUAAAGUUUUGUCUCAAUUGAAGAAGCAUGAUCUCCAAUUAGCGUUUCUGGAACACAAUGUACUCAAUAUUCUCACAGAUUGGCUAGCCCCCAUGCCUGACCGGUCUCUUCCAUCUUUGAGGAUUAGAGAAAGUAUACUAAGGCUGUUGUGGGAGUUUCCGCGAAUAGAUCAAUCAUCGUUGAAACAUUCAGGCAUUGGAAAGGCUGUGAUGUAUUUGUAUAAGCACCCUAGAGAAACAAAAGAAAAUAAGGAGCGUGCCGGGAAGUUAAUCAAUGAAUGGGCACGUCCAAUCUUCAAUCUGUCUGCAGAUUUCAAAGCAAUGUCUAGAGAGGAAAGAUUGCAAAGGGAUAUGGAACAGACGCCGCAAAAAAGGCGGAAAAACGACGAUGGCGAAUCUUCACAAAAAUCACAAGAUAUUAACAAAGCCCUCAAGGGUGAUGCAAAACCGUUGAGGCCUGGUGAUCCUGGUUGGAUUGGGAGAGCUCGAGUUCCUAUUCCUUCAAACAAAGAUUACGUCGUACGUCCUGAUUGGAAAUCAGAUAUUGACAUUAGCCGAACUUCUAAGAAACAGAUGAAUCGUUUUGAACGACACAUGAAAAAUUACAUCGAUGGCAAGAGAUUGAAAAAAGCACGUAGAGCUGUAGAUAUAUCCAUUGAAGGACGUAAAAUGUCUUUAUGAAACCGUAACUUGAAACCUCACCUCAUCAUUAAUACAAGUGAUGCAUUUGUUGUAAUGUUGAAAAAUUGAAAAAUAAAAAAUUAAUAAACAAAAUAAAGUAAAUGCAUGAGGAGCAGAAAUCGAUCACAGCAGAUGCGUACUUAUACUUGAGAAUAUAAUAGCUACCGACGAUUCAGUAAUUAUUACACUUUUACUAAAUUCAUUGAAUGUUAGAAAAGUUAUUCAAAAGUUUCAUUGUUUUUUUUUUUUUGAAUCAAAGGUAUCCUUCUGAAUAACGUCUGAAUUCAAGAAGGAAGAAUGCCACUUUUUCUUGUCAAUUACUGCAAAAGUGGAAUAUACGUGGAAACACACCAUGUUUAGUUGGAAAUUAGAGUCUGAGAACUUUGGUGUUUUUUAUCAUCAUUUCAAAUUGAAUCCCAAGUAUUUGGUAAACCCUAUGUUGACCAUGCAUUAAUUAAUUGACAUUAUAGAAACUGUAAAAGUGAGGCGGAAUUAGGAUUUUCGAAGUGACUUCAAGACCAAAAUUCAUUUCAGAGCAAUGUGCAAAGUUUUCUCCGUGAUGGAAGUGUAUUGUGAUCAAAUAUUUAUCCAAUAAUCAUACUUGAACCAAGU